This is a messenger RNA of Aptenodytes forsteri (emperor penguin), 3518 nucleotides long. Its product is annotated as schlafen family member 13. The transcript has 4 exons. Bases 1 to 2751 code for a protein of 916 amino acids. The record is from RefSeq and is a predicted model, not a curated record. Lineage: Eukaryota; Metazoa; Chordata; Aves; Sphenisciformes; Spheniscidae.
AUGGCUCUUGAAAACGGUCAACAACAGCAGAAGGUCUGGGUUAAUUUAGAAACAGAGUAUCCUGAAGUAGUUUUGUGUGUUGGAAAAAUAUGUUUUGGUGAAAAGGCAAGAAAAAAGAUGCCAAAAAAUUCAAAACAAGAUCAAAAAUACACCCUUGCCUGUGCAGUGUGUGCCUUGCUGAACUCUGGAGGAGGUGUAGUAAAAGCAGAGAUUGAAAAUGAAAACUACAACUUAGAAAGAGAUAAGAUCGGACCAGAUUUAGAAGAGACUUUUCGGUCUCUUCUUUUGUUUCCAGACUGGAGAAAAUACCUGGACGUUGAACAGCGAGGUAAUUACCUUUUGAUUUUUAUUAAAACCUGGAGCAGUGAAAACACAUCCUUAACCUCUACAAGUGCAAAGCCACGUAUCUGUAGCCUGAGUACUGGGUUGUAUGCAAAAUCUGGUGAUUCUCUUUCCCACGUGAAGCCUACCGGAGCUUUUUUGUUCCUUAAAGAAAAGCAAAAUGACGCCAGGGGGGAGCUUAGCCCAGGACCACCUGCUAAAAUCAGGAAGACAUGGGCUAUUGAAGGAGACAUGAAUAUUAUAAAUAACACUGUUGAUGAGUUGUUUAAUAGGGACCAACUGCGACAUGGAGAGACACUAACUUUCACAGAGUCAGGACUUGUGGAAUUUAAGCACUAUGGAACUGAAAAAAUUUUGACUCGUGUCAAAGAGAUAUUACCUCAGUAUAUCGCUGGAUUUGCAAACACAGGCGGCGGGUAUUUAUGGAUCGGUGUGGAUGAUGACAGCAGAGUGCAGGGAUUCAGCAGUGAUGAUGAGGACCUUGAAAAAUUACACUGCCUAAUCAGUUCCAUUCAAAACAAAUUAACCCUCUUCCAUUUCUGCGGGAGUGGAAAUACACACAACAUAAGGUAUGAACAAAAAAUCUUCAAAGUAUACCGCGAGGCUGGAGAUCACUGUGGCUACGUCUGCGCUGUGAAGAUUCAGCCAUUUACUUGCGUCGCUUUUUCCGAAGACCCGGACUCGUGGCUAGUGGAAGGCAGCACCAUCAGGAGACUGAGAGCAGACGAGUGGGCUGCGUGGAUGACCGCUGCUGAUCCAGAUCUUUCAAAGUUUUCUGAGACCUUUAGGCUAGAGCUCAGUCUGACAGAGGGGCCACCUCUUGCCAAGCCAGUUUAUUCCCACCAGGCCGUUGACAAUGUUGAUAAUCUUUGUGAGCAACUGUUUCCAGUGAGAUCCCACAGCAUAAUAUAUACUCCAGAAAAACUCUGCAAAGAUCUCCUCCAGGAGCAUCCAGGGUUGGAUAUUCUGAUGAAAAAUCAAUCGAAGCAGCUUUCUGAGGGAGUUCUGAUAUUUUCCAGAAGCUGGGCUGUUGAGGUCGGCUUGCCAGAAAACCAAGACAUAAUUUGUGAUGUUCUCCUAAUAGCCAAGGAUAGGCCACCUAUCCUCUAUACAAUCUGUAAGCAUCCUAUCUCAAAGGAUUUGUUUGAAUACUCAAGACGCAUAGCCUGGAGGCUGAAGGAGAAAUUAGUCAACACGGGGGGCUAUAUUCACAAAUUGUGUGUAAUACCAAAGCUACUGACUUUGCCUCCCAAAAUUGACUGUGGAGAAGAAUGGGAUCUGAAUAUUCAUGAAAUGUAUCCCCGAAACUACAGCCUAAUCAACAGCAACAACUUGAAGGCCCUCUUGCAUGCUCUCACAGUAGCUCUGCUGACUUUCAAGUCCUUUUUAAGUGACCGCGUUGGUUCUGAGUUUUUGAACCUCUUGACCAUCAAACAAUACCAGCUGCUGUCAGAAAAUCUUCACAAAACUAAGAAGCUGUAUGUUUAUGGUCUACCAGGAACAGGAAAAACUGUAGUGGCCCUGAACAUCAUAGAGAAAAUAACAACUAUGCUGAAGUGCAAAAAAGAGGAGAUUCUUUAUGUAUGUGAGAACCAGCCUCUGAGAGAUUUUGUACGGCAGAAAAACAUUUGCCAGGCUGUGACAAGAGUAGCCUUUUUGAAGGCAAGCUUUGAGGAUGUGAAGCACAUAAUAAUUGAUGAAGCACAGAAUUUCCAAGAUGGGGAAGGUGAUUGGUAUAACAAAGCCUUGACUCUAACUUCAGCACCGUAUCUCCCUGAGCCCGGCUUUUUCUGGAUUUUCUUGGACUACUUACAGACAAAUCACUGCUUCUCAACUGGUCUUCCAGCAGCAACACGGCAUGAUCCUGUCGAGUCGCUAACCAAAGUGGUUCGUAAUGCUAACAAUAUCUAUAGGUAUAUAAAACAAAAGAUGGAAAUUAUUGUAAAGUGCUCUACCCUAAAUAUCCCCAGCCAGCGUUUGGAAAAGUUAUUGUGCAGAGCCACGUGUGCUCAUGCUGUGCAAGGCUGUAUUGAAGUAAAACACAACCUAGACAGAAAUGGAACAGCGAAGUAUGUGGCAGAACGUUGUCGUACAUAUCUUAAAAAGGGUUACUCCGAGAAAGAUAUUGCUAUUCUGUGCUACAGUGAUGAAGAAGUAAAAGCAUACUAUGGAAUACUAGUAUCAGAAAUGAAGUCGAAGUCAAAUAUAUUAUUAACAAAAAUGGAGGGAGGGCUAGAGGAGCACGCUAUUCUUGACAGCAUCCGUCGUUUCUCUGGCUUAGAAAGAAGCAUUGUGUUUGGUAUUAUUCCUCAAUCCUUUCCAUUUCAGGAAAAAAUUUUCACAAAUAUAUUGGUCUGUGUAGCAUCCAGAGCUAAUUUAAAUCUACACUUGGUAAUUGGAAACAGGUAACCACAUAGGAUCCCAACAAGGCCCUGGUAGGUCAAUGGUUAUAUAGGUUUGAAAUUUUUUUACUCUGUAUUUGAAGUAGAAGGAUUUCCUUUGUAAUGGCCAGUCCUCUCUAAAAGCCCAGAAGUUCUUGGAAAGCCUCUACAGUCUGUUUUAAAUCAAAUGUAAGGUUUCAGUAAUGCAGAGAGAAGAGAUACUUUGAAUGCCAGUAGAAUUACAUCAUUCCCUGAAGGCUCCUUUCAAGGACUUGCAAAACCUGAUGCUCAGCCUUUGACCGCAUGCAGGCGCAUUGCCAAGUGAAAGCCACUAUGCCAAGACAGGAAACUGGAAGACUUUCUGGCUUUCACCAGCUCACUCCCAUACUCACAGUUCUGCUCAGAAAAGUUACCAAACAGCACAGGCAUCCAGUGUUAGAAGCCUUUUUUUUUAAAAGACAGCCCCUGUUCGGAUACCUAGGAAACUAAAAAUGGGGCCUCUGUCCAUGUUUUAGCUAAGAAAUACAAAUAAAUGGCUUUUACAGAAGUAGUUUCCCCACUCAAUUUCGGCAACAGUCAGUAUGGGUUAGAAGAAACCGGUUGCUCCGAAGAGGAGCUUUAGUGGGAGAAGGAAGACUUUGCAUAACUGCCCUUAGAUACCAGUGGCAUUUUUGUCUUCGUUUCAGACAUGUUGGUUAGAUAAAACUCUCUGUAUAGAGUUAUGCAAAGUACUUUUGAAAGACAGCCAAGAUUCCUAAAACUGGGUAUCCAAAAUUGAAGGCUGGUUGAAAACAA